AAAAUGUAAGUUAAGAAAUGCAUUUAUUUUAUUGUUACGAAUUAAAUUAACUUUAUUUUUAUAGGAGAAAACAUAAGAACAGAACACAAAAUACAAUAAUAAUUGAAAACGCAAUAAGCCAAUUAUGGCAGGAAUUAACGGAAUCCCUUAAUGCUACACUUCCACCACAUAAAGAUGUAUCCGGGUGGAUAAGAUCAUAACUGAGUGGAAAAGCGAAAUCAAAAGAAAAUUAGCUUCCAACAAAAUGGAGAUGGGAACAACAAGAGGUGGCCCCUUUGCAAAAUAUCAGCUCACUCAAAAUGAAGAAACCAUUGUGCGUCUUUGUGGCUCUUCGCAAAUCGUGGAAGGCAUGCCAGGCGUUUCUCUUGGCACCCGACCCGUCAAUAAGAAUGUAUCUGUCGCAAUUGCAAGUGUGAAUGUAGAUAUAGAUUUGUCUUUCUCAUCGCUAGAGCAACAGGUUGAAAAUUUAAGUUCUUAUGCAUCAAGCAGGCAAAAAGAUGUCGACGAUAUACCCUCCACGUCACAUGGGCCACGAGAAAGAAAUGCUAAUGUACCUAGCCGGCAAAAAUUAGAGAGUACAGCAGAUCGUUUAAAAAGAUUUUUAGAUGAGGAAGACAACAAAAAUGGGGAUAUAUUAAAAUAAGAAAUACGUGUGGCACUCGAUGACUGCCGCGGCAAAGCUAUUGCAGAUCAUUUUUCAUCAACUUUUGCAAUUAUAAUUAUUUAUUUUUUUUUAUGCAGUAUUUUUUUUUCUUUGGUAUUAAGUAAAGUUACACUUUUUGAGCGUGCUGCCGUUUAUUAUUAUUUUUUCUUUUAUUAAAUUGUUUAAAAUAUUUUUAUUAUCUUACAAUACAAGUAGGUUACUCAGAAAUUUGUAUCAUUGAAACGACAGGUUUAUGGUAAAUGAAAUAAAAAACAUAAGUUUGAGACUCGAUAUCCUCUAAAUA
Bactrocera oleae (olive fruit fly) is the source of this 947-nucleotide messenger RNA. Lineage: Eukaryota; Metazoa; Arthropoda; Insecta; Diptera; Tephritidae. The record is from RefSeq and is a predicted model, not a curated record.